Leptopilina boulardi is the source of this 3196-nucleotide messenger RNA. RefSeq names its product coiled-coil domain-containing protein 39 (gene Ccdc39). Bases 203 to 2887 code for a protein of 894 amino acids. The record is from RefSeq and is a predicted model, not a curated record. Gene Ontology annotation, cellular component: axoneme. Lineage: Eukaryota; Metazoa; Arthropoda; Insecta; Hymenoptera; Figitidae. The transcript has 10 exons. Gene Ontology annotation, biological process: cilium-dependent cell motility; inner dynein arm assembly; cilium movement.
AUAUAUAUAUAUAUAUAUAUAUACAAAACGAAAACAAUUUUGUUUACAAUUCGAUUGAUACACGUUUUGACGGUUACCAUGGAAUCAUUAAAAUCGACUUUACUUUUCUAUAAAUACAAUUUACUGCGAUUUUAUAUUCAUUGUAUUUUCAUUGUUUUUAUUUCAUCAAAAUCAUAAUUUAUUCAUAAAUAAGAAGAAAAAAAUGAUUGGAAUAAUUGAUGAAGUUCUCAAUGAUCUUGGAUGGAACGAUGGAUUUCGAAUUCCAAUUGCCAAUGAAGAAAAUAAAAAAUUGGAAGAAGAAGUGGAGAAAAAACGAAAAUUGAAAGAUAAAUUAUCCUCAGAAAUGGAGGCCAAAGAGGAACUUGUGCAAACGAUAAAAAAAAAUAUUAUUCAUCUUACAUCGCAACAUGAUCAUAAUCAAAAUUUAAUUUCUGCCUAUUCAGCACAAACGGAGGCUGAAAAUAAUUUAUAUAAAACAUCACAAUCGACAUUUUCAAGUAUGAAACAAGAAAUAAAUCAAUUUGAAAAAGAUAAAAAUGAAACGUGCGAAAGAAUUGCCAACAUGGAAAAGGAUAUGUCACGAGUUAAUGAAAAAUUAAUAAUAAUGGAAUCAACGAUAAAAGUCGAUCAAACACGAUUGACAAAAUGGGAAAAAUCGUUACAACGCGAUAUAAAGGACAAUGAAAUAAUUCAACAUUUUAUUCAAUCGGAUACAAAAAAAUUCAAGGAAUACGAGCUUAAACGUCAAAAACUUGGCGAAGAAUUAGAAAAUUAUAGAAAUGGCAUUGUUAAAGCUGUUGAUAAAUUAAAUGAAAUUGAAAAUUCUUUAGAUCAAACGGCAAGAAUGUAUGUUCAAGCUUUAAAAGAAAGACGACAAUUAAUAAAUCAAUGGACACAAAGCGUUCUUAUUUUAAGACAAAGGGAUAAUUCUAUUCAAGAAACACGUAAAGAGAUGGGAAAUCUACGAGAAAUCGCGAAGGAAAAAAUGGAAUUAUUCGAGGAUGCUGAACAAUUUUUAAAACAUCAAAUUUCAAAUAAUAAAGAAUUAGACGAGAAUAUUGAACAAUUGGAGAAAGAAAUUUUCUUUGAAAAAGGAGAGCAAAAAAAACUCUCGGAAACUAUCGUAACAUUCGAAUCUGAGAUUCAAAUUCAGAAAAUGAAUUUACAUGAAAAUGCUUCACAAACACAAACGAAGAGAGCGAAUAUUAAAAGAAAAAAAAUUGAAAUCGAAAAUAAGCAAAUAAAAAUGCGAUCUAUCAACAAACAAAUUGAUAAUUUAAAAAUAACUUUGAAUGAUAUCAGCAAUCAAAAAAUGAAUGUCGAAGAUCGAAUUCGUCAAUUAGAGGAAAUGCUCGAGAAAGAAGAAAAACGUAAAAUUUCAAUAACCAAAGAGACAAAUCGCAUUCAAUCUCUAAUAUUGCGCACGACAAAUCAAAUAAAUGAAUUGGAAAAUGAGAGAAAAAUCAUUUAUCUAAGACAUCAGAGUGAGAAGAAAAAAAUUGAAGCUUUUGAUGUGUUUCGGAUGAAAAUCGAGAAAUUAUCAAAAAAAAAGAAAACUGAACUUUACAAUGUUGAAAUUGAAGUACAAAAAAAUGAAAUAAGAUUACAGCAUAUGACUGAUAUUGAAAAAGAUAGAGGUGAAAUUCAAAGAAAACAAAAAAUUAUCGAGGAUUUACAGAAAAUUUCAAUAGAAAAAAUGGGAACAUUAAAAUUACUACAAUCACAAGUAGAUCAUCUUGAUCACGAUUUAAAAGAAAUGAUGCAAGGACAAAUAAAAAAUAAUGAAGAAUUGGAACGUUUACGUGAUAAAAAACAAAAAUUAAUAGCAUUAAUAGACGGUGGUGAGAAACAACUUAUAUCAUUGCAAACAGCAAACGAAGAAAAGCAAAUUGAAGAAAAUUUAUUACGACUAAAAGUUAAUCAAAUUGAAAAAUUAAUGUCAAGUAUCGAUGGAAAAGUGUAUAAUUUAGAAAAAUAUCGUCUUCAAAUUGAAGCUAGCAUGCAAGAAAGAAUGGCAGAAAUUAAAGCACAACGCGAAAGUUUAUCGAUACAAAAACGUGUUGCUCUCAAUGAAUCUUCUGAAUUGCGUACAAUUAUAUCAGAGAGAAAAAAUCGAAUUCAACAAUUGCGCGCAAAAUAUGAUAAUAAUAAUGCAUUAAUUGGCAUUAAUCCAAAAGAUGGACAACCAUUAACGUCAACUUAUUUACAAAUACAAAAUGCCCAAGAAAAAUAUUUACUUCAAGAACAUGGCGAUGAACUCGAUCGAACAAUAAGAAAGUCUGAAUGUGAAAUUGAAAGUAUGGAAAAUACAUUGAGAGUUGUCAAGACGUGUAAUGACAAAUAUAAAUCAAGUUUAGAUCAUGUCGAUGAAAAUGGACCUGAAAAAAUGGAGCAAAAAAAAUUGGAGGAAGAAAUUUAUAAUAUUAUCGAGAAAAAGAAACAAAUACGCAAUAAUUUGGAAGAGAAGCAAAAAGAUCUAAAAAGAAUGGAAGAUAAUUUUGCAAUACUUAUCGAAGAUAUUGAAAGAAAGAAAGAAGAGAGAGUGGAAAAGGAGAGAUAUGUUGAAAAUUUGGAACGUCAAAUUACUGAGCAAAGGGAAAAAUUGUUGAGGGCAGAGAAAAGUCUUAAGAAGGCGUACAAGGACAUUCAAAAUAUGUGCAUGUGCACUGACGAUCAUACAAUUUUAUGGCAGGAGAAAGAUAUUUCAGCAAGAGAAUUACACGAUUUAAACAAUUCAGUUCUACAGCAAGUGGCUGAAUUCACAAUUCGUCAUGUGGAGGCAGAAGCGUAUGUAAAAAAAUUGCUUGCUUCUAAAAAUAUCGAAUUGCCAUCGAAAUAUUACAUGAGACCAUCGCCCAGUUCUAGCAGAUGUGAAAGUCGAGCUUAAAAUUUUUUACAUGAAAAUAAUUGGAAUAAAUUUUUUUUUUUUUUGAAGCUUUGAUUACAUACAAAUAAGUUAUUAUUAAAAAAUUUCUUUAUUAAGAAAGUUAAUUAUUUUUCUUUUAUAACUUAUACAAAAAAAGCCUAUAUAUUUAUAUUUAUUGAAACAGUAAUAUAUGAAUUAUUAUAUAAAAAUAAAAUAUUUACCUCCUCAACUGCUUCUUAAUAAUAUUUUUUAGAAAAAGACUACAUUUUCCCAAAAAUUGUAAUAAAAAAAAUUGUUCACAAAAAUUUUUUUUUUCUAAAAAUAUAAAAA